Messenger RNA from Trichomycterus rosablanca, 2965 nucleotides. Its product is annotated as zinc finger protein 358. The record is from RefSeq and is a predicted model, not a curated record. Gene Ontology annotation, cellular component: nucleus. NCBI's taxonomy places the organism in Eukaryota, Metazoa, Chordata, Actinopteri, Siluriformes, Trichomycteridae. Gene Ontology annotation, molecular function: DNA-binding transcription factor activity, RNA polymerase II-specific; RNA polymerase II transcription regulatory region sequence-specific DNA binding. The transcript has 2 exons. Gene Ontology annotation, biological process: regulation of transcription by RNA polymerase II; embryo development. Bases 230 to 1576 code for a protein of 448 amino acids.
GAGUAGCUGAGAGCCGCGGGUUUGUUUACUCCCGUGUUCGUACCGCGUAAAGCACCAGAGUCCCAAAAAAUACUGUUUUAUUACGGACUGGUACAGAUUAUAAGCGUUUAAAGUGCUUAAAGAACAAAACCAAUCAACAAGAGAUGAAAACAAACAGGCUGAAAUAGCGAACUACAGACUUAGCUAGCUAGUUAGCCCGGAGCUAACAGUGGGUGUAAACAGAGCUAACAUGUCGGUGGACUCCUCGGUCAGUGUGUCGGUCCUGCAGUAUGAACUCGCCUCCACUAUAGAACAGGCGGUCCGGAGUGCUGUGGACACGGUACUAAAGGAAACAGCCCGGAUCGUGGGUGCCAAGCUAACCGAGGCCCGGGAUGCAGCCGCCGAGUCCCGCAGAGAGAACCGGAGCCUGCGGGACCGACUGGAGCUGACCGAGAGCGAGCUGAAGGCGAUGCGCUACUACAUGUCCGCCGCCGAGAAGAACAUCCAGCAGUGCCUGCUGCUCAACCCGAACCGACCCGCCGAUGACCCCCCGGUACAGUUUCCACCAGAACCGGCUUCUGCUACCCGCGACACACAGCCCAGAUCCAUCAGGAACCCGGGCAGGACUCUGAGCGCCAGAUCCGUGCCCAGUGUGGGUCUGUGUUUGCCCACCGUGCAGCCCGACUGGCCUCGUACCCUCAUAAACCGGAGAAGACUGCGCUCAUCCGGCGGUGGGAACUCCAGCUCCAGCUUCCAAAACCAGACUGGGAGAGCCCCAGUCCACCCAGAACCAGCCGUACCCAGAAGUGAGGAAGCACACGAGGAACAGUUUUACAUCGCAGAUCAAUCAGUCAUCAAUAAAGACUAUAACGCCUCUGCUGGUGGACUGCAGGAUUUCGGAAGGGCGCAGCAGGAGGAACAAAUGACCGUCGGCUCCUCCGCGAAGGGUCCCGAUAACGCUUGUGACAUCAGCAAGUUCGAGUUCGAGAUGGGCGCCCCGGCGGGUAACGUCAGCGAGCUGAGUCUCAUUCAGGUGAUGGACGCCAACGACGAGAUCAAGCAGAGCGCCGUCAAGGUCGAAGACGAAUCCGAUGUGCAGCUGAUCGACCCCCCGGCGCCAGCGUCCUCGUCUUCGUCCUCGAUGGCCGCCCCCGUGCCCGUCUGCGACGCGGAGGCGCCGCCGGGUCUGAUGCCUCCCGUAGAGGCCACGGAUAAAGUGCACCGGUGUAACAUCUGCGGCCGGGGCUUCCGACGCUUCUACUGCCUGAAGACGCACCAGCGCAUCCACACGGGCGAGCGGCCGUACCCCUGCCGCUACUGCGAGAAGCGCUUCCGGCACCUGGACAGCCUGCACAAGCACCAGCGCAUUCACACGGGCGAGCGGCCGUACCGGUGCGCGCAGUGCGGCUGCUGCUUUCGCGAACUCGGUCAGCUCAAGAAACACAGGCUGAAACACUCGCCCACUGCCGUCCCUCCACCCGCCGGCAACGCCCUGUCUAUCCCCCCCGGUUAUGGCGUCCAUCACCUGGCAGCAUCUCAACUCCCAGUCCAUGGAUUUGGUCUGAGUGUUGAUACUGAAACUGAAUCUGUGAUGUAGCAUCAUGUUGUUUUGAUAUAUUGGGACGCCACCAGCUGUCAGAGCAACUGCGUAGCGCCAGGCAGAAUCUGCGAGGCUCUGGAACUGUUCUGGAUGAGUAAAACUGUUCUUACAGUUGAUGUGUUGGCUGUAGCAUAUUCAUCAUUUUGUUACUCAUUAAACCAUUUAGUAUUCCCUCGUGCCUUGUGAAAAAAAGCGCUCCCAUCAGCAAGUGUUCCACAUUGAUCAGUUUGUCUGUAAAAUCAACUUCAUAUUAAUUGUUUUUUUUUUUCAUUUUCAGCUCAGAAUGACUUACUGAAGUGCUUCCUCAGUAAACAUUUCCUUACUCUAGUACAAACAACCAUCUAGGAACACAAAUCUGCAGAAAUUCUGGUAAAAGACAAUAUAGGUGGGCACUGGGAUGGAACAGUGGUCUAACCUGCUAGCAUUCAAAUCGAAUACUCAAUGGUCAUGGUCAAAUCCAGCAAAGUAAACCAAAGCUCUCGUAUUUAGUUUUCUGGUUCUUUGCUUCCUUUUUAAUUAGAUUUAAAAAUGCCGGUUCAGGAUUUCAUUGUACGUUCUGUGCUGCAGAUUUCUUUUUCCAGUCGGUCCUUCCAAUUCCACUUAAAGACGUCGGUCGUUCGGUCGGUUCCUUCAGCAAAAUCACUCCUAGAUAAAUAAGUGCAGCGUUUCUCGGUUAUGUGCCGUGUCUAUUUUAAGCCGUGUUUUCAUCCACUAGACAAUAAUAAAAAACGAACUGAAAUGAACUGAAGGCGAUACAGAACAAAGGGGUUUAAAACAACAGUGUCCUGAUGCAGCUCAUUCGCUUCUUUAGAAUCAGAAUCUGCAUUGCUGCUUGUUUUGCUGCUUUUAACGGUCGGGUUAUGAAGUGUCGGUUUUAAGAAGGCUAGAAAUAUGUGAUCGCUUAUACGCACAUCGUCAAUUAAUUUAAUCCAUCUAUUACUAAACUGUAUUAAACAGUGUUUCAGUGUAGCUAUAUGAAUAGGUACUAAUUUGAUCUUAGUACAGUAGUGUGUGCAGUUUGGGACUUUAUAUUUACCAGUCAGUGCAGAGGUGCGUGUGUAUUUCUGAACUGUUUACUUUUCUACACUUUAGCAAAUUCUGCUAAUUGUAUUUUUAAGUUGUCUUUCAUACAAACGACAUACUAAAGAAAGUUUAAAUAACUGUACAGUGGUUUGUGAAUGAGUGUGAAUAUUUUAUUAUUUGUGGAUAACACAAACAUUGUAAUUGUAAUGCACCUGUUAUGACAGGUAUGGAAACAUCUGAACUCUAGACUGAAUGUUAAAAAAGGAAACAUGGUUGUAGCUUUGUUGUGUUUUUAUGCUUUUUUAUGUUUUAUUGCCUGUUGAAACUGAAAUGAUUAAAAGGUCACUGACGGCUUUUGACUGA